Molecule: messenger RNA, 2516 nt
Organism: Fragaria vesca subsp. vesca
Lineage: Eukaryota; Viridiplantae; Streptophyta; Magnoliopsida; Rosales; Rosaceae
Product: CRS2-associated factor 1, chloroplastic-like
Exons: 5
Coding region: 1-2415 (804 amino acids)
Biological process (GO): Group II intron splicing
Molecular function (GO): RNA binding
Source: RefSeq, a predicted model, not a curated record
AUGGCGCUAAAUUUGCCGACUUCGUGCCCCAUUUUCGCUCCACCGGUGAACCCGAACCCGGCCCACAACCCGAUACAUACCCGCCCGCCCACGGAGGUCCGAUUCGCGCGGUGGAACAACGCCAACGCCGAGAAAUUCAACCAGCGCCGCCGCGCCCAGCAGGAAAUCGAGGACGACUUCCGCCGCGAGCGCCGCUUCGACUCCGCCACCAGAAUCGCCACCGUCUCCGUCGCCGGCUCCUCCACCUCCGACGCCGAGACCGCAUUCAAGUCCAUCGGCACGCCUUCGUCUCCGUCACGGCCUUCAAUUCCGGGCAAGAAAUCAAAGUACUCCGAAAACCCUAACCCUAACCCUAGCUCGCACCCGGCGUUUCGCCGAGUCAUCAAGCCCACGAAGCUCUCGAGCAUCACCAGAGAGAAGCCGGAAGUCGACCGGAAAGCCAACAUCUCAAUCGGCGACGACGGGCUGUCCUACGUCAUCGACGGCGCGCCGUUUGAGUUCAAGUACAGCUACACCGAGACGCCGAAGCAGAAGCCGAUUAAGCUCCGGGAGCCGCCGUACGCGCCGUUCGGCCCAACCACGAUGGGCCGGCCGUGGACGGGUCGGGCCCCAUUGCCGGCGAGCAAGAAGAAGAUGAAGGAAUUCGACUCGUUCCAGCUGCCGCCGCCGCACAAGAAAGGGGUGAGGCCGGUGCAGUCGCCGGGCCCGUAUUUGCCCGGGUCGGGUCCUAAGUAUGUCAAGUCCAGGGAGGAGAUAUUGGGCGACCCGUUGACCGAUCAGGAAGUCAAAGACUUGGUUAAUGGCUGCAUCAAGACCAGGAGGCAACUCAAUAUGGGUAGAGAUGGUUUGACACACAACAUGCUGGAUAAUAUUCAUGCUCAUUGGAAGCGGCGCAGAGUGUGCAAGAUUAAAUGUAAAGGAGUGUGUACAGUCGACAUGGAAAAUGUGUGCCAGCAAUUAGAGGAAAGAACUGGAGGGAAAAUUAUUUAUAGAAGAGGUGGUGUGAUUUUUCUUUUCCGGGGGAGGAAUUACAACUAUAAGACUCGGCCGCGGUUUCCUCUCAUGCUUUGGAGACCAAUCACUCCUGUGUAUCCUAGAUUGAUUCAGCGGGCUCCUGAGGGUCUAACGGUUGAAGAAGCAACUGAAAUGCGCAAGAAGGGGAGGGAUCUGAUACCAAUACGCAAGCUAGGAAAAAAUGGAGUGUACUCUGACCUGGUAGACAAUGUCAGAGAGGCCUUUGAAGAGUGUGAACUAGUGCGAAUUGAUUGUCAAGGGAUGAAUGGCAGUGACUACCGAAAAAUAGGUGCUAAAUUAAAGGAUCUUGUCCCUUGUGUGCUAAUUUCCUUUGAACGCGAGAGCAUUCUUAUGUGGAGAGGACGGGAAUGGAAGUCAUCUCUCGUAAAUCCGGAGAGUAAUCUUAAGGAAGUCAAAGAGUCUAAUGUUGAUGAUUCACCUUCAAUUGCACUUUCCUUGGAAGGUGAAGAUGCAUCGACAGUAUGUGCUUUUACAGGUUCAGUCAAGGACGCAAAUCCUGAAAUGAUCGACACUAGUAUAUCCUCUUCAAUUGCUGAAGUUGUGGGUGCAGAGGGAACUGAGGAUCCAUCCCCUUCACCAUAUAUUGAGCCACCUGCCAUAAUUGACACAGUUUCCGACGUGGGAAGCACUUGUGAAACUGUAACCAUAUCGGACAUCAAAGGCUUUAGAGAUGAUGAAGCAGAACUGAAUAUGAAGGCCUAUAGCAGUUUGGUCAUACCAGAAGAUACCAGCUACGCAGAUGAUGAGUCAGAAACAAUUUCCAGUACAUCUGGAACUGAAGACAUAUUGGAUAAUACACGCCAUGCUGAUGAAGCUUCACCAACUACAUCAGUGGGGACUGGGGCCAUUCUAGUAACUGUUGAAAACACUGAAACAAAGUUGAAUACCCUCAUGGAGUCCCCUGGUAGUAACAAGACUCCGCAAGAUGCUUCUGUAGCUUCACAAAAUCUCAAUGAGCGAGCAAAGUUGUGUGCAGCGUGCAAAGAGAAAGUGUUGUCACUCUUGAAUGAAGCUGUUGGGAGUGGGAGUGCACUUAUUUUAGAUGAUUCGUCGUUGGAUGCUGACAUCAUAUAUCAGAGAGCAGUUGAUCUCGCCAAGUCUGCUCCGCCUGGGCCAGUGUUUAAGCAUCGAUCUAGUAGAGGUUCAGCUCAAAUGAGGAAGAAGCUAGUAGUAAGAAAACAGAAGCAAGAAGCCACGGAGUUGGAAGUGAAAGAGAUUACAGUUUAUGAUAUGCAAAGAAAUUUGGGCGAGAAGAAGAGAAGUGAGAGGAAGGAUUCCAAAGUUCACAGAACAAGAACAAGAGAUUUUGGUGAACCUCUAGAUAGCAUUGUACCACAAGGAAGCCUGAGAGUCGAUGAACUUGCUAAGCUAUUAGCAUGAUAUGCAUCUUAGCACUCUGUAGAUGUAAUUUUGCAUAUGCAAUGGUGUAUAGAAUUUUUGGUGAUACAUUCAUUCUGCCUCAUAAUCUUACAUGCCUUCGC